This is a messenger RNA of Haliotis rubra (blacklip abalone), 794 nucleotides long. RefSeq names its product polyprenol reductase-like. Bases 7 to 636 code for a protein of 209 amino acids. The transcript has 5 exons. Gene Ontology annotation, biological process: dolichol-linked oligosaccharide biosynthetic process; polyprenol catabolic process. Gene Ontology annotation, cellular component: endoplasmic reticulum. Gene Ontology annotation, molecular function: 3-oxo-5-alpha-steroid 4-dehydrogenase activity. The record is from RefSeq and is a predicted model, not a curated record. Lineage: Eukaryota; Metazoa; Mollusca; Gastropoda; Lepetellida; Haliotidae.
UUCAAAAUGGCGGUGUCUGUAGGAAGUGGACUCUGGAUCGCUUUGACAUUAGCCGUUGUACUCUUCUAUUUUCUUGUUUUCUAUGUCUUCCCACAUGUUGAAGUGCUUGCUAGGUUAUACCUGAUAGGAAAACUUCGAGAAAAGGAGAGCAAAUCGAAAAUCUUCAGCCUUUUCGACGUUCCAAAACGAUGGUUCACCCACUUCUAUGUGGUUGGCAUCGUGGUGAACACUUCCCUCAUUGUCCUGCUGAUGAGAGUAGUGGUGUUCCAUGUUCCCUUCCCACAACCAGUGCAGAACAUCCUUAACACUCUGUGGGCACCCAACUACACACCGGAGGGGGUGUCAGGAACAGCUGUUGUGGUGGUGUUGGUGAUGGAGGAGCUGCAGGUGUUGCGGCGAUGUUACGAGUGUCUUUAUGUCAGCGUGUUCUCGGACAGCAGGAUCAGUGUUGUACAUUACAUCAUGGGGAUACUGCUGUAUCUCACCUUUGGCAGCUGCAUUCUUGCGUCAACUGAUUUUAACAACUUCAAACUGACAGGUGUUGAUCAGAUGGGCCUAGUGUACAUUGUGAUGGGCUGCUUCCUCUUCUUUCCUGGCAUCAAUGUUGCAGCAUCAGACACUGCACAUCUUGUCUAAACUCAGGAAAAGCCACACUGGAGUGGUAGAGAAUCGACAACAUCUGCUCCCCAAUGGCGGACUGUUUGAGUAUGUGUGCUGCCCUCACUUCUUCUGUGAGAUCCUCAUCUAUCUGGCCAUGAACAUUGUUGUCCAGUUCCAGCAUCAGGCCUGCCUCA